Eremothecium cymbalariae DBVPG#7215 is the source of this 2505-nucleotide messenger RNA. RefSeq names its product GTPase-activating protein AGE1 (gene AGE1). NCBI's taxonomy places the organism in Eukaryota, Fungi, Ascomycota, Saccharomycetes, Saccharomycetales, Saccharomycetaceae. The record is from RefSeq and is a predicted model, not a curated record. The coding region runs from base 1 to 2505 and encodes 834 amino acids. Gene Ontology annotation, biological process: intra-Golgi vesicle-mediated transport. The transcript has a single exon. Gene Ontology annotation, cellular component: trans-Golgi network; endosome. Gene Ontology annotation, molecular function: GTPase activator activity.
AUGGGGAAUCUUACUAGUUCGUUGCAGGAUUGCAUAGAGCUGGAUGAUUCCAUGCUGUCUAUUAAGAAUGAUUCAACGGUUAGUUUUGUUCCUAAGUUUAUUCUUAUUAAGCGUAAUUUGUAUUUGCUGGUUGAUGACUGGACGGCGGAAAAAGGCAAGUUUGUUAUAUCGUUGAAAAAUGCGGAUUCUGGUAAUUUACUGGAUUAUAAGUUUGUGAAUGGUGUGGACGAGACGACUCCUAUUGUUAUCAAGCAGGUUAGGAAUACUUCAAACUAUGUGUUAAAAUUUCAUUCGGACAUGCAGGAUGGGAUUCAUAAGUUUUCGAUCCGGCUUGACAAAAAGCGGAUCUGUAGGAUAUACAUUUAUCGGGAGAUAGCUGGUGUUUCGAUGGAGUGUGGGUCGACAAGCUUGCGAGAAAACGUGCCUGUUUCAUCCACGGCUACACAGGGUGAUGCGCAAGCGUCAGCUUCUUUGAAAACUGAUGAUAUUGGUGGUGGUGGUGGUGGUGGUGUUUCGGUUACGCAGCUGUCCACAGGUGCGCCGCAGAUGCCCGGGGAUCUAGUGUUGCACGAUCCUAUACCUAAAUUUAUACAGGAUGGGCCUCAAUUCAGGACUCAUUUGUCUAAUUUGGAAUCAACGCUGUUUAUUUACAAAUCCCACUUGAAGUCGCUGUACGAGCGGUCUUCUAAACUGAAAGAGUUGUUGCGAUUGGCGUCCAAAGAAUUAAAUCAGAUGGCUAAUAAGUUUGAUGAGCUUCACGAUCUGGUGAAGGAUCAGCAUGUGUCUUCUAUAUUCCGACAUUUGCUUGUAUCAUCCGCAGCUGUGUGCACGGCACAGGCGCGCAUACUGAUGCGCAAGUCCAAUGCCACUGGUGAUGAUUUACUAACUGAUUUGCGACACUAUCUACAGACAAUCGAUCUAAAACUUCUCACCAAUAAUAAAAAAUUGUAUCAUGAUCAGGCGAAAGACUUUUACUCUUAUGUUGGGAAGCAUUUGUCACAAAAUUCGGAUAGCAGGCUACUACCGAAACGAAUCCAGUUUGAAUUACAAAGGUUCGAUUAUUUCCACUCUUUGUUGACUCAUAUUUUUGGCCCCACUGGGCGUGAUUUUUCGGUUGCACUUUCUAGAUAUCAAGUUUCCUUUGAACCUACGACCACCAAUACAACCCUCCAACUUGUGAAGCAAUACAGGUCACACUAUGUGCAGUUUGAUAGAUUUAAAGGCCAGCAGCGGAUGAAGUUAUCAAAGGUUGACAACUAUUCGGACUUGAAUGACUUUUUUCAGUUACCUUCUGUCGCUGCUACAUCUAAAAACAGUCCUCUAAAGGAGGGCUUGCUUUGGUCGAAUAGGAACAGUGGGUGGCAUAAGCAGUGGGUUGUGCUGCAAGGUUCACUGCUCUCAGAAUACUCUGAUUGGAAGACAAAGGCCAAAAUUCUUAGCCGACCAUCAAUUAAUUUAACAUUUGCAUGCGUGCGGCGAUCCGACAAAAAGCCGAAUGGGUUUGAUAUCAUCACCACGGAUGCUGAAACAAGGUCUUUCCAAGCAGAAUCAGAAGACGAACUGAAGCAAUGGUUGCAAAUCUUAAAAACAGCAGUUGGUGUCAUGGACAUUGAUAAUACUGAAGAGAACAAGGAUCCAUUAUUGAUCGUUAGGAAUUCCGACUUAUCUAAUUCCAUAUGUUGUGAUUGUCGCAGUGACAAACAGGUGGAAUGGAUCUCUUUAAAUCUCUUAUGUGUCACGUGUAUCAACUGCUCUGGCGUUCAUCGAUCACUUGGUACACAUCUUUCUAAGAUCCGAUCUUUAACCUUAGAUUCUUUUAAUACUCCAGAAUCUCUUCAGUUAUUGAAAUAUGUUUCCAAUCAGAAUGUAAACAGUCUCUACGAGAUGGAAUCUGUUAGCCCUAUUCUACCAAAUGCUACUUCUGUGGAAAGGAAGAAUUAUAUCACAGACAAGUAUGUUGCAAAGAAAUAUGUUGGCCCAACAGAGGACCCAAAUAAGUUGGGAAUCUCCUUAAUAAAAGCUAUUCACUUGGAGAGUAUUUAUUUAUUACAAAAAUGUAUCUCUGGGGGUGUAUCAUUAAACGACGAACAUUGGAGUCAUGAUGAAAAUAAUGAGUCUUUAUUCCAGUACUCAUUGAAACACUAUGAAGGAACCAAGGACAAUCCAAUAUUUCCAGUCACAGAAUUUUUAGUAUUGAAUGGUCUCCAUGUUGAUGAACCGCCUGCUUCAAAUAGUUCCGAUAGCCAGUGGUCAUCAGGACAGCUAAACUACUGGACAGCAAAAUAUCAUAAUCAUAACUGUCUUCAUAAUCCAGUUUCUGUUAAGAAACUACCAGAUGUUCCUGUCGCUGAUUUUUCCGAUAAAGCAACUGUGAAGCAAGGCCAAAGAAGCAGAAGAUGGAGUAUGGGUUCCAAUCCGAAUCCUGCAACAUCUAAUAAUCAACAUUUAUCAUCUUUAAUAUCAGGAAAAUCUAAGCACUUGAAAUUUUCUAAAAUUCAAAAAUAA